CCGGCAGUGACGCGGCGGCGGGCGCGCGCGGCGCAUUUCCGCCUCUGGCGAAUGGCUCGGCUGUAGUGGGCGCCGCGGGCCCAGCUGCGACCCCGGCCCCGCCCCCGGGACCCCGGCCAUUGCAGACCUGUUCCCCCUCAUCUUCUCCUCGGAGCCAGCCCAGGCUUCUGGCCCCUAUGUGGAGAUCAUCGAACAGCCCAAGCAGCGGGGCAUGCGCUUCCGCUACAAGUGUGAAGGCCGCUCAGCAGGCAGCAUCCCAGGCGAGCGGAGCACGGAUACCACCAAGACCCACCCCACCAUCAAGAUCAAUGGCUACACAGGACCAGGAACAGUUCGCAUCUCCCUGGUCACCAAGGACCCCCCUCACCGGCCUCACCCCCACGAGCUCGUGGGGAAAGACUGCCGGGAUGGCUUCUAUGAGGCUGAGCUCUGCCCGGACCGCUGCAUCCACAGCUUCCAGAACCUGGGGAUCCAGUGUGUAAAGAAGCGGGACCUGGAGCAGGCCAUCAGUCAGCGCAUCCAGACCAACAACAACCCCUUCCAAGUUCCCAUAGAAGAGCAGCGUGGGGACUACGACCUGAAUGCAGUGCGGCUCUGCUUCCAGGUGACGGUGCGGGACCCGGCAGGCAGGCCCCUCCGCCUGUCGCCUGUCCUCUCUCAUCCCAUCUUUGACAAUCGCGCCCCCAACACCGCUGAGCUCAAGAUCUGCCGAGUGAACCGAAACUCGGGGAGCUGCCUUGGGGGGGAUGAGAUCUUCCUGCUGUGCGACAAGGUGCAGAAAGAGGACAUUGAGGUGUAUUUCACGGGGCCAGGCUGGGAGGCCCGAGGCUCCUUUUCGCAAGCUGAUGUGCACCGACAAGUGGCCAUUGUGUUCCGGACACCUCCCUACGCGGACCCCAGCCUGCAGGUCCCGGUGCGCGUCUCCAUGCAGCUGCGGCGGCCUUCGGAUCGGGAGCUCAGCGAGCCCAUGGAAUUCCAGUACUUGCCAGACACAGAUGAUCGUCACCGGAUUGAGGAGAAACGCAAAAGGACAUAUGAGACCUUCAAGAGCAUCAUGAAAAAGAGUCCUUUCAAUGGACCCACCGACCCCCGGCCUCCACCCCGGCGCAUUGCUGUGCCUGCCCGCAGCUCAACCUCCGUCCCCAAGCCAGCUCCCCAGCCCUAUCCCUUUACGCCAUCCCUCAGCACCAUCAACUUUGAGGAAUUUUCCCCCAUGGUCUUUCCUGCUGGGCAGAUCCCAAGCCAGACCUCGGCCUUGGCACCAGCCCCUGCCCCAGUCCUGGCCCAGGCCCCAGCCCCUGCCCCAGCCAUGGCAUCAGCUGUGGCCCAGGCCCCAGCCCCUGUCCCAGUCCUAGCCCCAGGCCUUGCUCAGGCUGUGGCCCUGCCUGCCCCGAAGACCACCCAGGCUGGGGAAGGGACACUGACGGAGGCCCUGCUGCAGCUGCAGUUUGAUGCUGAUGAAGACCUGGGGGCCCUGCUCGGCAACAACACUGACCCAGCCGUGUUCACGGACCUGGCAUCCGUCGACAAUUCAGAGUUUCAGCAGCUGCUGAACCAGGGUGUAUCUAUGGUCCCCCAUACAGCUGAGCCCAUGCUGAUGGAGUACCCUGAGGCUAUAACUCGCCUGAUGUCAGGGUCCCAGAGGCCCCCUGACCCAGCUCCCGCUCCCCUGGGGGCCUCUGGGCUCUCCAACGGUCUCCUCUCAGGGGAUGAAGACUUCUCCUCCAUUGCGGACAUGGACUUCUCAGCCCUUCUGAGUCAGAUCAGCUCCUAGGGAGGUGACACCUGCCAUGCCCAGAGUGCUGGGUCGCAGGGGAUUGAAGCCCUCCAAAGCAAGCACUUACGGAUUCUGAGGGUUUGUGCUCCAACUGCCCCCAACUUCUUUCGGUGAUACUUUCCUGGGGAGGGGGGGUGCAUUUUAUUCUUUUAUUGGCAGUAUCUCUCUCUCUCUUUUUGGAGGUGCUUAAGCAGAAGCAUUAACUUCUCUGGAAAGGGCGGACCUCAGAGCAUUCAAACUCUUCCUUCCCCCAUCCUGAUGUUUAGCUCCCUUUUCUCUGUAGGGAAUUCUGGGGGCCCCCAUCCUCACCCUCUAGCUUCUAGUACUCUCCUAGAGAGAGUGACAGGCUGGAGCUAUGGCCUUUGAGGCCGCAAAGCCUUAUUACCAAGUGUCCUCAAAUCAUGGAUUCAUUUACACCUUGAGCCAGAAUAAUGCCCCUGUUACCAGCCCCUAUGGUGCUGGUAUUGUCCUUGUUCCUAACACCAGCGUUUGAGGGGCUGGCCUUCCUGCCCUGAGAGGUCUCUGCCAGCUCAUUCCUUGCUCAUCUGUGGCUGAAGGGAACUGGUGGGACAGCACUGGCCCUCUCCAUGAUCCAGGGAGGUUUGGUCUGAGACUUCUCGGUUCCCCCUUUUCUCAAGUGCCUUAAUAGUAGAGGGAGUUGUUUGGAGAGUGGGGGGAGGGCAGGCUGGCAGCUCUCCAGUCAAGAGGCUCAGUUUAUACUGAAGUAUCAAAGCAGUUGGACUCUUGCUGUUUCUACUCUGAACUAAUAAAUUCAUUGCCAAGCUGGCCA
Molecule: messenger RNA, 2567 nt
Organism: Ceratotherium simum simum (southern white rhinoceros)
Lineage: Eukaryota; Metazoa; Chordata; Mammalia; Perissodactyla; Rhinocerotidae
Source: RefSeq, a predicted model, not a curated record